This is a messenger RNA of Coffea arabica (coffee), 583 nucleotides long. NCBI's taxonomy places the organism in Eukaryota, Viridiplantae, Streptophyta, Magnoliopsida, Gentianales, Rubiaceae. The record is from RefSeq and is a predicted model, not a curated record.
GCCCUCUGUAGUCCCAACCAAGUAGAAACUCCCUAGAUUUAAAGAUCAUGGAUCCAGUAAAUGGUGGAAUUGGAUCUGACGAUGAAGUUUCAUCCAAUAACUCGCCAAAGCACAAGAAUCAAUAUCAUCGGAAUUCACCUGAUUUAGUUGCACAACUUGAAGAGUUUUUCAAGGGUAACCCUCAUCCAAAUGAAAAUGAGAGAAAAGAGUUGGGUAGGGAACUCAGAGUUGAACCUAAACGAAUAAAAUUUUGGUUUCAAAACAAACGAAAUCAAGUGAAGGCUCAAAUUGCAAGAGCAGAGAAUCAUGCACUAAGAGAAGAAAAUCAAAAAAUUUAUUUGGAGAAUAUGAUGAUGAGGGAAAGAAUGAGGUGUACUGUUUGCUCAACAUGUGUGGGUCUAGCCACUGCAACUAAGCAAGAUGAUGAUAGGAAACUCAUUUUGCGCCAAUUACUCGUUGAAAAUGCUCAACUGAAAGAAGAGUGGGAACGCUUAGUUCAGUUCGUAGCCAGCCUUCCUGGAGGACCUGGAACAUGAUAUCCCAAUGAAUUUCCAAUCUUUAUGCAGGCCCAAGAAAAGAAGAA